AGGAUCAUUACCCAGUAGUCUAGUCACGUCGAGGGGGGCAGGUUUUGCAGAAAAUGGGAAAAAGUGGAAGAGUGAGAAAAUUAAAGGGGAGCAGUGAAAUAUCACCCCCCCGCUCCCAACCCCACCCCACCCCACCCAGCCUAUACCUUGAUGAUGAUAGUUGCAAAGACCUAGGCUAUUGUACGCUGAGAAGAAUUUCCCCAUUAUUGCUCUCUCUCUCUCUCGUUGACCCCUUGCUCUCUCUCUCUCUCCUCUUUUCUUUACUCAGAGAAAGGUGUAUUCUUUUUUUAUUUAUUGAAUUGAAUUGUAUUGUAUUGUACAGAACAAAAAAAGAAUUGGUAUUGGUAGGUAGUGUAGUGUGAUAAGAAUUGGUAUUGGUAGAAUAGGUAGUGUAGUGUAGUGUAGUGUAGUGUGUUAAGCUUAUAAUUGUGUGCGUCUCUUUGUUAUAUGUGUAGCUAUUUUAGCUCAGACAUAACUACGUCAGGAUCACAACUUUUGGAAAGAAAAAGAAGCCACUUGCUUUCAAUAUAUAUCUUGGUUUUAUUUAUUUAUCUCUCUCGUGAAUCUUGUUUGUUUUUUCUUGCUACUGAUUUUACUUUGCCAGAUCUCCAUUGUUCGCGAGGGGAAAAGGGUCUGUUUCUCUCCCUCCUUCUCUUCUUCUUGUAGUAAAGAUUGAAUUUUUUGGGGUCUGAAAUCAAGAAAUGGGCUGUGGAGAAAACAGGGUUUCUUGAACACUAGUGUAAGCUCUGUUUUUGCUUCAAGAUAAGUAUGAAGAAUUUGUGGUCAUGGGCAAAGUGUGUGUGGGGAGAUGAAGGAAAGGCAGCGGUGGCGAGGUGAAGAGGAUGCUCUGCUGCGUGCGUACGUGAAGCAAUACGGGCCGAGAGAGUGGCACCUCGUCUCGGAGCGCAUGAACCAGCCCCUCAACCGGGACGCGAAAUCCUGUCUCGAGAGGUGGAAGAACUAUCUCAAGCCGGGCAUCAAGAAAGGCUCCCUCACCCAAGAGGAGCAGUCUCUCGUCAUCCAUCUUCAGGCGAAGCACGGCAACAAAUGGAAGAAGAUCGCGGCUGAGGUCCCCGGCCGCACUGCCAAGCGUCUAGGGAAGUGGUGGGAGGUCUUCAAGGACAAGCAGCAACGCGAGCACAAGGACAACAACAAGGAGGCCCUCGACCCCAUACACGACUCCAAAUACGACCACCUCUUGGAGACUUUUGCGGAGAAGCUCGUGAAUCCCAUCACAAUGCCGCCAACUACCAAUGGUGGUGGCGCAUUCCUCCAACACACCGAUCCGUCUCCUGCUCCCUCGUCUCUACCUCCGUGGCUGGCUAGUUCCAGCGCUUCAUCUCCAUCAGUCACACUCACCCUCUCGCCCCCGCCACCAUCAUCAAUCCCGUGGCUGCAGACGUCUGAUAACAACGCCUCUCAAGGGCUACUCCCCUUCGGGGGGAUUGGUGCCCUACCCGGAGACAGCAACUUGCUCGUUCCCGAUCUCAUUGAAUGCUGUCGGGAGCUUGAGGAAGGCCACCGGGCCUGGUCUGCACACAGAAAAGAGGCUGCUUGGAGGCUCAAGAGGGUGGAGCUGCAGCUUGAAGCAGAGAAGGCUAGUCGGAAGAGGGAGAAGAUAGAAGACAUCGAAGCUAAAGUGAACGCUCUAAGGGAAGAACAGAAGGCGACAAUAGAGCGCAUUGAGGCCGAGUACAGAGAACAGCUAGCCGGUUUGAGACGGGAGGCGGAGUUGAAGGAGCAGAAGCUGGCUGAGCAAUGGACUGCCAAGCACGUCCGCCUCACAAAGUUUGUUGAGCAGAUCGGCUGCCGCUCCGUUGCCUCUUCCGACACCCCCAACGCAAGAUGAAGGUUUGCUUUAAUACAUAUACUAGGAAAACCAUUUCUCGGAAGAAUUCAAUGACUUUGUUUAUUCAUGUGAAAACUCAAAACUGCAUAGGAUAUUUGGAUUGGUUUAUAUUUGUGAUCCAAAUUGCUUUAACUUGGUUGAGAUAUUAUUAUGUUUCUCUACAACAUUAA
This is a messenger RNA of Salvia miltiorrhiza (redroot sage), 2019 nucleotides long. Its product is annotated as transcription factor AS1-like. Lineage: Eukaryota; Viridiplantae; Streptophyta; Magnoliopsida; Lamiales; Lamiaceae. The record is from RefSeq and is a predicted model, not a curated record. Bases 809 to 1849 code for a protein of 346 amino acids. The transcript has 2 exons.